AUGAAAGGCUUGGUGAGCACUAGGGCGGAUUCGAACCUCCGAUCGAUCGUGCAGGAAGCGGAACCUCUAACCGCUACACCACACCCGCCCUUAUACCUAGGAGCAGAACAUAACUCAACAGAUGUUGACGAUGGAGACGGAAAAUGCUUUACGCUCAUUCCAAUGCUCAAUUUCGGUGUCUGCAUGCCAGACACAUGUACCGAUUACGACGUAACAAGGAUGAUCACAUUUGCUGUCCGCCUUGCUGAAAGAGCGGCUGCCAAAGAUGCCGUUUGUGAUGUGAAUGUGGAGUGUCGUCAUGAGAAGGAGGAGUUUGCAAUGAGCAGUAAUUGGAUGGCUAUGUCUGCAUUGUACUUUCUCACGUACACCAUCAUUAUGAUGGUUUUUGGAACCUUAUACGAUCUUUUCAUUCAUCAGAAAGAAAUCGAAAUGUAUCCUGGAAUGGACAUGAAUAAGCAGCUGGAGAAUUGGCAACAAUGGCGAUCUAAUGCGAAGUACGCAACAGGAGAAGCAGUAUGA
Messenger RNA from Necator americanus (New World hookworm), 519 nucleotides. RefSeq lists its product as uncharacterized. The record is from RefSeq and is a predicted model, not a curated record. The transcript is spliced from 5 exons. NCBI's taxonomy places the organism in Eukaryota, Metazoa, Nematoda, Chromadorea, Rhabditida, Ancylostomatidae. The coding region runs from base 1 to 519 and encodes 172 amino acids.